Camellia sinensis is the source of this 759-nucleotide messenger RNA. The record is from RefSeq and is a predicted model, not a curated record. NCBI's taxonomy places the organism in Eukaryota, Viridiplantae, Streptophyta, Magnoliopsida, Ericales, Theaceae.
AUGGGGCAGAGUGGGGAGGGAGCCAUCUCGGCAACUCCCGUGACUCAGGGUGUGGGUAGGCCUUUUAAGAGGCAGAGGGGUUUAAACCCGCAACAGAGAGGUCGGGCUAGAACUCCCCUUCUAGUGUCGGAUUUGGGUUCGGAAGAACGUAAACAGAGGGGUGUCAUUUGUUUCAAAUGUGGUCUACUGGGCCACAAGGUUUCGGGUUGCCCACAGAGGAAGGGGCCAGGGUUAGCAGUUCAACCAGUGGCUGUACCACCAGGAUCAUCUAACCAGCCGGGUUUUGGGCCGAUCAACCGCUCAGUGGGGAGGCAGUUGUUGGGGUCUUCAUCAGCCCAGAUUCUGAACCAGUCUCGUGCUCAGGCACCACCUACUUGUUGGUUGUGUAAUCAGCCGGGUCACAUUCGACGUUUCUGUACUCAGCCGGGGGCUUCUUUAGGGGUUUUGCAACCUAGCCAGGCUCAGUUUCAUUCGACUGGGCAGGAACAGUAUCGUUUUGAGGGACUAGCAGGCCAGAUUGCGAGGGCCUCAGUAGAGUCGAGUUCCCAAGCCCCUGUUGGGGAAGUUUGUAGUUGUUCCAAGUGUGGACAGAGGGGGCACGUCAGUAGUUCUUGUCCAUGUAUAGAUUUCGGUCUAUUGUCGGGUGAACUCGAGAGGAUGUUAUCAGAAGGGUUAAUUGGGUAUAUAGCCCGUGGUUGGGGAGUGACCAGUGGAUGGAGUCACAGUGGUAUGGUGUUUGCAGAUGAAGAUGUGGGUUAA